Numida meleagris (helmeted guineafowl) is the source of this 322-nucleotide messenger RNA. It is a transcript of the gene ATXN7L2, whose product is annotated as ataxin 7 like 2. NCBI's taxonomy places the organism in Eukaryota, Metazoa, Chordata, Aves, Galliformes, Numididae. The record is from RefSeq and is a predicted model, not a curated record.
GGUUGGAGCCGGAGGAGAGCAGCAAGGGGAGCAAGAAACUGGACGCCAUGACGCUGAUCAAGGAAGACAUGUCCAUCUUCGGCCACUGCCCGGCGCACGACGACUUCUACCUGGUGGUGUGCAACCACUGCAGCCAGGUGGUGAAGCCGCAGGCCUUCCAGAAGCACUGCGAACGGCGUCACGGCCCCCUCAGCAAGCUGUACGCCAAGUGCCACGCCGUCAACGGGCAGCCGGCGGGCAAGGCGCUGCGGGACAAGGCACCGGGCGCCCGCAGCCGGGCACAGCCGCUGCCGGAGAAGGCGCAGAAGGACAACAACCUCUG